Carcharodon carcharias (great white shark) is the source of this 3429-nucleotide messenger RNA. Its product is annotated as breast cancer anti-estrogen resistance protein 3 homolog. Gene Ontology annotation, molecular function: guanyl-nucleotide exchange factor activity; phosphotyrosine residue binding. The record is from RefSeq and is a predicted model, not a curated record. The transcript has 10 exons. Gene Ontology annotation, biological process: small GTPase-mediated signal transduction; positive regulation of peptidyl-serine phosphorylation. Bases 128 to 2197 code for a protein of 689 amino acids. Lineage: Eukaryota; Metazoa; Chordata; Chondrichthyes; Lamniformes; Lamnidae.
GCUCCCCUGGGCUAAAUUGAGGUGUUCGUUGCAACGGUGAACCAAGCCACCAAACUAAAUGGUUGUAUCUCAUGAUUAACGGAUCAGAAGAGGAGCAAUGAGCUGAAAAGUUCCUGAUCAACUCAUAAUGACCUCUGGAAAAGAUCCAUUGACAAAGGAGCUGGAGGAGGAAUUAAAAAGGAGCACUGAUGAUCUUUGCAGCCACGCCUGGUUUCAUGGUCCUAUUCCACGGCAGGUAGCGGAAGCACUUAUAGAGAGAGAUGGAGACUUCCUCAUUCGAGAAUCUCGUUCUAGUCCUGGAGACUACGUGCUGAGCUGCACCUGGAAGCACGAGCCUCUCCAUUUCAAGAUCAUUCGUGUCGUCCUCCGGCCUAAGGAGUCCUACACCCGUGUGCUCUUCCAGUUUGAACAGGAGAGCUUUGAUAACCUCCCAGCACUGGUGCGGUUCUAUGUAGGAAACCGCAAGCCAAUUUCAGAGGACAGCGGAGCAAUAAUCUUUCAUCCGAUAAACCGCACCGUCCCCUUGAGAUGCAUCGAAGAGAAACAUAGGGGAGCAUCUGGUCAAAGACCGCAUGAUAGACAUCUGGCAGCCAGAAAUCCUGAUCAGAAUAAGAGAUUCAGCUUAAAUCUGUCUGAAGGAGUAUCUUUAGACCAGCUUGCAGCAGACAGCAACCUUUUGAGGAAUAAGGACAAGAGUGGCAGUCACCCAAAUAUUCUGGAUUAUGGGAAUGACAAAAAGCCAUUGCAGUCUGCCCAGUCUGACAGCUACCUUUCUGGAGCAGGACCCAAGGAUGUUGUUCAAGCAAAUGGAACAUACAAAUCAAUGCGUCCUUCAUCGCUAAUGUAUAGAACAGGGAGUGACCCACUAAUCAACCCCAAAGUGUUCCCAAAACGCUUUGGCUCACAGUCUGGUAUGGUAUUGAGAGGCUCCGAUGGACAGUUACACUGCAAGGCACCUCCAAAACCGCUUAGAAUUCCAUCUGUCAUGAUGUCAGGCACUCCACUGGAUCCAACCUUGGACAGAAGUGUCUACUGCGAGCUAGUGCCACACGUUCCUCCGGCCAGUCAGAUCCCCUCAUCGGCAAAGACUCACGUGGAGAAGUUAAGAACCACGGAACGAAUCAAGAGCCGAACCCGUAGGACAGAUACUGACUUUGGUCUCCUGGAUUUAGAUGCAUACUCAGCUUCCAUGAAGACCCACCAUGAGGAAGCUAACGAGGAUGAUGACGACGAGGACUGGUCAUUCGUACGGCCCCAUCUGGAGACCACAAGCUCGUUUAAACUUGACACUUUUGCUUCCAUCUUACUUCCUGCUGAUAACAAACCUCUUGAUCCAAUUGUGCUUAAGCAUCUCAAAGAAAUAUUUGCUGAUAAUGAUGCAAAGACUACAGCACUGCACAUUCUGAAAGUGGACUGUCAGGUUGCUCGGAUCACCAAUGUGUCCCUGGAACAGAAGAAGAUGAUGGGAGUGAGCUCGGGGCUGGCUCUGAUCACAUUACCCCACGGGCACCAGCUGAGAGUGGACCUCCUGGUCAGACAUCAUUUAAUAGCCCUGGGCAUUGCUGUGGACAUCUUGGGCUGUACAGGAAGUGUUGGACAAAGGUCUGCGGUACUUCACAAAAUUAUCCAACUGGCUGUUGAGCUAAAAGACUCCAUCGGAGAUCUCUUUGGACUUUCAGCCAUCAUGAAAGCCUUGGAGCUGCCACAGAUCGUGCGUUUAGAGCACACGUGGAGGACUCUGCGUCGGAAUCACACGGAUAGCGCCAUCAAGUUCGAGAAGGAGCUCAAACCAUUCACCAAGUCCUUGAAUGAGGGAAAAGCUGAGCUUCCUCUGCAAAAUAUCACCAUUCCACACAUUCUGCCCAUCAUCACACUAAUGGAGCGCCAAUCGGUGUCUGAUGUCAUGGAAACAUGGGAUAACAUAGAUCAGAGCUGCACAAUGUUGCUGAAGACGCUGGAGGCAGCUCGUACUGUGACACUGAAUGCUGCAACAUAUAGAGCCAACGCUGAGGCCAAACUGAAAGAUUUUCAAGCUAAAGAUGAAUUGUUAGAGGCCUUCAAGACCGAAUUUGCUUUAAAAUUGUUCUGGGGUGCCAGUGCAACUGAAGUUAGUCAGAACGAGGGAUACGAGAAAUUUGAUAAAAUCCUGAGUGCCUUGUCACGGAAACUGGAACCUCUGGGUCCAUCGGAAAUAUAGAUCAGCAUGACGGAUCCUUGUAAAGCAGCUUGGACCCAGGAUGGAAGAGAAGAACUGUUAAUAGUCCUCAUCAUAUGAUUUGACACAAUGGACAUGCCCUUGUUGUCUACAAUCUCUCUGGUGCCAUGCAGGAAAUGUUCUCAUCUUCAGUACAUUCAUCUCCUUCCUUGAUCUGCAAAGUAUUACUUUGUGACCAUGGAAACCUUGCUUCUUUGAUUGUACCUGCUAACUUCAUGACUUUCAUAACCUAGAAGGACAAGGUCAACGGGCACAUGGGAACAACACCGCGGCCGAGUUCCCUUCCAGGUCACAUGCCAUCUUCAUUCAGAUAUACAUGGCCAUCCCCUCAUUGUUGCUGGGUCAAAAUUUUGGAACUUGCUACUUAACAGCACUGUGGAAAUAAAUCCACCACUUGGACUGCGGUGGUUCAAGGUGGUGGUUCACUACCACCUGCUCACGGACAACUUGGGCUGGACAAUAAAUGCCUGCUUUCCCAGCGAUGCUCACGUCCCCAGACCUUUUUAAAGUUUAUUCACUCUCCCAUUUCCUGUGCUUCCUGUGGAAUGAUUGUUGGUGCUUAUAAUGACAUUCUGUUCGGAGGGAGUGGGGUGGGGUGGGGGGAAUCCCCUCGAUAAUUUUACCAAAACAUUAAGUAUAAAACAGGAAAUUUAGUUUUGUAGUCACAGAACUAUAGGAACAGGAGGGGGUCAGUUGUAUCUGCUUGCAGUUAUUUUGAACAACAAACCAUCCUAGGUUGGAAGGAAAUAAAUGGGAACCUAUAGCUAAUCAGUGACGGCAAACAUUUCACACAUCAGGUGAAUACGGUUGUUAGCACCCCGGAUCUAUCAGGUCACAAUAUGGAAAACAAUGGAGCCAGGCUGCUCCUCCUUCCAUCCUGUCGAGUUGACUUCUUCAUUUAACACUUUCCAUAUUCUAAUGAUGCCUCACUGAAAAGGCUUUGCAAACACCCACAGUUAUUGUAUCAAUUUACUAGCAUAUUUCAUAUCAUUUACUAUGUUGACAGGUUGUCCACUUCAGCCUUGGGAGCUGACAGGAAUGUCUCAAUCAGACGUCGGCCCCUCAUUAAAUGUAUUUACAGAUUCAGUGUGCGUUGAACUGCCUUUACUUGUUCUAGCUUAAAAUAAUUUUUGUAAAUCAAGAUUGGUGCUAGUUAGGUGUCAUUAUCGAUUAACAUGAGCUUUAGUAUUAAAAUAGCCACGUUUUGGAACGCC